Messenger RNA from Clunio marinus, 531 nucleotides. Lineage: Eukaryota; Metazoa; Arthropoda; Insecta; Diptera; Chironomidae. The record is from the annotation of a GenBank genome assembly.
AUGAAGUCAAUUCUGUUGAAAUUUUGCUUGAUUCUGUUUCUAAAAUUUGCAAAAGGAAAAAUAUAUUGGUCGACAGUUUCAUUUACCUCUAACCAAGAAUACGUGUCGGAUUUUAGUGUGAAAAUAUUUAACGACACAGAUGGUGCAACAAAAUUAAAUGCGUCAGGAACUCAAUUAAAGGAUCUGGAAAAGUCUGCAGUAACAUUAGCUGCUAAGCAAACUCGUGAUGUAUUCAAAAUUAAUGCUGAUUCGUGUAAAUUAAAUGAAGACACAUUUAAAAAUUUUUUGGCACACGCCAUUUAUGCUGAUAUGAAAGAAAAGACCAACUUUAGAUUUUCAUGUCCACAGCGUAAAGGCUUUUUCAAACUAGAAGGUUUUGUACUGCCUAGUACGAUACCUUAUUUAGAUAAAGCUUUUAGAAAUAUUGUCAAUGGAUAUUUUGAAUUUACUUUCACGAUUCGAGGGAAACCAUAUGGUCAGAAGAAGUUAUUAAUGCUAAUAUUUGUGAAACUUUAUGGUGUUGUUCGUUGA